Tigriopus californicus is the source of this 2132-nucleotide messenger RNA. RefSeq names its product LIM/homeobox protein Lhx2-like. The transcript is spliced from 4 exons. Gene Ontology annotation, cellular component: nucleus. Bases 297 to 1754 code for a protein of 485 amino acids. Gene Ontology annotation, biological process: neuron differentiation; regulation of transcription by RNA polymerase II. The record is from RefSeq and is a predicted model, not a curated record. NCBI's taxonomy places the organism in Eukaryota, Metazoa, Arthropoda, Copepoda, Harpacticoida, Harpacticidae. Gene Ontology annotation, molecular function: RNA polymerase II transcription regulatory region sequence-specific DNA binding; DNA-binding transcription factor activity, RNA polymerase II-specific.
UGAGAGGCUUGCCAAUGGACAUCAGUGGCUCGUGGUCAGAGCAAAGAGUUUUGAGCCAAAGGUUGCCAUUAUUCGUAUCUCCAUAGAAUAAACGUGUUUGUGAGUGUGUUGUGUGUUGGUGCCCGUGGCAGCGAGGCUAUUGCGGUGAUCUUGGCCGAAUCGGUUCCGGAUAAGAAGAUAUGCACCUUGGAUGUUGUCCAGUGGUGAAUCAAGACAAGACAGUGCAAGCAGUGUGGGCGAAAAAUGGUCCCUGAUGUCGUUUGGUGCACUAACUUGCAUGUGAAUCGAUCGCUAAUAUGGGCAUUCUGACUACUGCCCCAACGGACAAUUCCCUCGAAUUCUUCAACCACAUUCCCAAGUGUGAUCCCAUUCACGGUCAAUCCACAUCAGCGAACUUACGGGUACUUGUCUCACCGACUAAGACGGCGGAGCAGGAGACAGAUUUCUUCAACCAAGCCGAUUCCCACCAUUCAGUCGGCAUGGCUUUCUGUCCUUCGCCCGAUGGGUGCACACCUCCCCUAACUAUGUCUACCCACCACACUUCGGUCUUACCCCCUCACCACGCCUCCCCGCCCCCGGGUAUGACCAGUCUCCAACCAAAUCACAAGAUCUCUCCUGUGCAUCCUUAUCCACCGACACCAAGGUGGCCACCCCCUAAUCUCAAUUCUGGCGACGAGCCACUAGGGGCGCAAACUCAACACCUUGCAAUACCCCCUGCGUCAAAUUGGUCAUAUCAGAAGAAAAACCUCCCGUCGGAAGAUGCGGAUGGCACGCCCUUGUGUGCAGGUUGCCGCCUCCGAAUCAUGGACAAGUUCUUUUUGAGUGCCGUGGAGGGAAAAUGGCACUCUUCCUGUCUCAAAUGUGCGGAAUGUGACGUGGAGUUGGAGACACAGAGCUCUUGCUUCGAACGUGAAGGCUUGAUCUUUUGCAAACGUGAUUACCUCAGAAUUUAUGGCAACCGCCAAUGUUCCCGCUGUCUCCAGGAAAUUCAGAGCUCGGAUCUAGUCAUGAAGGCCCGGAAUUGUCUCUUCCACGUGGAUUGUUUCCGAUGCACAACGUGCGAUGUCCUCCUUCGGAAGGGUGAUCUCUUUGGCAUGUUCGAGGACGUCCUCUACUGUCGAAUGCAUUUUGAGGUGCUCGAGUCGCCUCCCCAUUCCUCCAGUGAUCCCACCCACCCAUUCCCUUUCCCGCCCCAAGGCUACCCGCACCAUUUUGGGCCCAACGGGGAGCCCUGGUUUCCUCCGGGCGAAUAUCCCAUGGGUCUGCCUAGCGGGGACUUCCCUUUUGACAACAAUAAAGAUCCCAUCUUGAAGAAGCGCCGAGGACGGAAGAAACGGAAAGUGGAUGGGAACUUCUCGGCCAUGAACGCCUUCAUGGAUGGGGGCUAUGCCGGUUUGGAUGGCUCGGGGGCACAAUCCAAGGCCAAACGGGCCCGGACCUCUUUCAAACACCAUCAGCUCAGAAUCAUGAAAGCUCAUUUCCAAGUCAACCAAAAUCCCGACUCGCGGGAAUUGAAAAUGCUCUCACAAAAGACGGCCCUGGAUAAGAAGGUGCUUCAGGUCUGGUUCCAAAACGCUCGUGCCAAAUGGCGAAGGGUCAAUGCUCAGGGCGGAAAUAGAGGCGGAACUAGCGGCGCCGCUGGAGGUGCCGGUGUUUCAAGCGGCGACCUCGGCGAGGCCGGAAGUACGGGAUCCUCGAUGGUGGACCAUUUGUCCGAGGAGAAUGGUGACUCCGAUUCAAUGCCGGCUUGCUGACGAUCGAAAGACCAAAGCUAGGAUUGGUCCAAUGAUCGUCGUUUAAUCGGUCGCUGCGCCCUCUGGUGUUCUUAGGAGGAAAAUCUCCUCCGACGCUAUUGAUGUGUCUUUCAGUUAAAUUAUACCCUACGGGAAAAUCUAAAUGUGUUUUUUGCUCAUUAUGCUAUUCAUGUUAUGAUUACUAAUAUUGAAUAUUGACGUCAUUAGAAAAAAGGAGCACUUAUUUUUCAAGUGUGUGAACGUGUUGACUUUUGGAGUGUUUUCUCCUUCUCUGGAAACAAUAAGCUUCCAUUUCGAGACCUUUGUACCUUAAUGUUUGGAUGUUAGGGCUUGGGAUACACCUGAUAAUAAAAGGAACACAAAUAUAUGUCUUCAAAU